ACAGCACAUAAGCUAAAGUAUAGUUGAUCGUUUUAUAUUUAAUUCAUAAAAGUUUGUAUCAUAGAGAAAGCGAAACAAUCAUGGCGACCACUUCAAAAAAGCAUAGAGAUUUCGUCUCCGAUCCUAUGGGUGAAAAACCUGUCACAGAUCUGGCGGGAAUAGGAACGAUUUUGGGUGAUCGUUUAAAUGAAGCUGGCUUCAAUAAAGCAAAUGCUGUGCUCGGUCAAUAUUUAGUGUUACAGAGAAACGAAUAUCGUUUUACGGAAUGGAUUCAAACUACCUGUAAUGCCAAUUCUAAACAAGCUAAGGAUUGCUUCAACUGCCUCAAUGAAUGGUGUGAUCGGUUCUUGUAAUUAACAUCUGUUUAAAUAUUACAAUUUACAAACUAAUGUGUAUUGAAAAUAUUGUAAGUUAUACAUAAAUAUGUAGGAUUUUAUCAAUAAAGCAAACAAUACAGCAAUAUUUUAAUUAUACCAUGCAUAA
Molecule: messenger RNA, 483 nt
Organism: Calliphora vicina (urban bluebottle blowfly)
Lineage: Eukaryota; Metazoa; Arthropoda; Insecta; Diptera; Calliphoridae
Product: barrier-to-autointegration factor-like
Exons: 2
Coding region: 81-353 (90 amino acids)
Molecular function (GO): DNA binding
Source: RefSeq, a predicted model, not a curated record